Messenger RNA from Myxocyprinus asiaticus (Chinese sucker), 3849 nucleotides. Its product is annotated as probable phosphatase phospho1. Gene Ontology annotation, molecular function: phosphatase activity. The record is from RefSeq and is a predicted model, not a curated record. The transcript is spliced from 3 exons. Lineage: Eukaryota; Metazoa; Chordata; Actinopteri; Cypriniformes; Catostomidae. The coding region runs from base 171 to 1025 and encodes 284 amino acids.
CAGGCGCAAGAUCCGCCGGGCAAACACAGUAAGUGGCGAUCGGUGGUGAUGACCGACUAAACUGAACUUACAGCUCCAGGUUGACUGCGCUGCGGCGAACUCGAGCCAAACAUAGAGGAGACAAAAAUAGCAGGAGAAAGAGACAUUUGUUCUGUUCUUCCCUUCUGUCCAUGAUGCGCGAAUCUGUCUUCAACUGCUGUGUUUCUCCACCCCAUCCCUCUGGAGGAGUGGAGGACCAUCAUCAACAUGGCAGCAGAGCUCAGGCUCCACCCCCUAAUGACAGGCGUUUCCUUAUAUUCUUUGACUUUGAUGAGACCCUGGUGGAUGAGUGCAGCGAUGAUUCUAUGGUUACCGUGGCACCUGGCGGGGUCCUGCCUUGCUGGUUAAAAGACACAUACCGUCCUGGUCGCUAUACAGAGUACAUGCAGCGCGUGCUGGCCUACCUUGCUGAACAGGGUGUCACCCCGGCAGCUAUUCGGGGCACAGUGGAAAAGCUCCCUCCCUGCCCUGGCAUUCCAGCUUUGAUGCGCUUUCUACUUUCCCAGCCAUCGCGUGACUUUGAAGUUGUUUGUGUGUCUGACGCCAAUACCAUCUUCAUCGAGACGUGGCUGCAGCACCUGGGUUUCCGACCACUGUUUCAGCGCAUUUUCACAAACCCAUCACACUUUGAUGAUAACGGGCAGCUGCAGCUUCGCCCCUUCCACUCCCAUGAUUGCCUGCGGUGCCCAGUGAACAUGUGCAAAGCAGUGGUGGUUAGGCAGUACGUGGCCCAGCGCAUCCGUGAGAGAGGUAGGCAGCCCUACCAGAAGAUUCUAUAUGUGGGCGACGGGGCAAAUGACUUUUGCCCAUCGCUCACAAUGUCACCAGGCGAUAUAGCGUUCCCACGGCGGGACUUCCCAAUGCACAAACUGAUCCGAGAGAUGGAGGAAGCCAAGCCUGGAGAGUUCAAGGCCCAUGUGGUGCCCUGGACCAGUGGAGAGGAUGUCAUCAACACACUCAGGAAGAUGUUGGAGGGGAGGCCCUAAAUAUAUUGCAUAUGACUAAAUUAGGCCUUAAAAAUACAUACACCUUUCUUUGUAUAUGUGCGCUUGAUUGCAUUCUUAAAGGGGUAAUGACAUGAGGAAUAAAGUUUUUCCUGAUCUUUUAACAUAUAAGUCUUUAAAUAUACAUGUACUUUAAAAAUAUACUGUAAGUUUUAGAACUCAAAAUGUCCUCCUCACUGCAAAAAGAGCAUUUGAAACCAAUCUGCCAAAAUGACUCAUUCUCUAUUUCCUCCACAUUGUGAUGUCACAUUGUGGUAGACAUUUGCAUCUGACCGCCUCCACAACAACACAUCAACUCCUACUUUACCUUGUCACUUCAGGAACCCCACCCAGUAGCGGUAAGCAGUGAGAUGGCAAGUAGAGAGCAGGUCAGUCAAGAGCAGAGAGCCAAUCAUAACAGUGGGUGUAUACUGUCAAGUCUUAAAGGAGAAGCAACACCAAAACUGAGCGUUUUUGACAGAGGGUUAGAAUAAGGGUGAAAAAUACUCAUGUUUUACAAAUAUAUGAGUGUUAUUUGUGCAAAUAACUUUACUAAUAUUAUAAGAGAACCUCAAAGAACAUAUAAAAAUAAUAAUAAAGUCAUGUCAUGACAACUUUAACACUUAAUUUGCUUUACCAAAUAUGUAUAAGCUGUCAGGCUGAUAAGGGCCUUUUAAUUAGGUGCAUUUUAAAUGUAUUUGACUACAUGCAGUUCUUGACAUGACAAUGUUUUAACACUUGAUAGAUUGACAGUAACUCUAAAAUAUCAAUCCAUGAGACUGAAAGCUAUACAGUCUGGCAGGCCUUAUACUCACACAAACUCACACUCAAAUGGACAAACACUAGCCAAUAUGUGCACCAGAACUGGCCAGAAGAGUUUCUCCAUUCAUGCAAUAUGAAAGGAAUAGUUAACCCAAAAAUUUAAAUUCUCUCAUUAUUUACUCAUCCUCAUGCCAUCCCAGAUGUUUAUGACUUUCUUUCUUCUGCAGAACACAAAUGACGAUUUUUAGAAGAAUAUUUCAGCUCUGUAGGUCCAUACAAUGCAAGAGAAUGGGUGCCAAAAGUUUAAAACCCCAAAAAUCACAUAAUGGCAAAAAGUAAUCCAUAUGACUCUGGUGGUUAAAUCCACAUUUUCUGAAACAAUAUGAAAGGUGUUGGUGAGAAACAGAUCAAUAUUUAAGUCAUUUUUGAUAGAAAUUCUUCUUCCUGCCCAGUAGGGUGCAUAUGCAUAAAGAAUAUAAAUCACCAAAAACACAAGAAGAAGAAAGUGAAAGUUAGGCUGUGUCUCAUUUGGAAGGAUGCGUCCUCCAGAGGUCGCGUCCUUUGAAGGCUGCAGUAUACCGAGUGUCCUCCUUUAAACAAGUCUCGUUUAAACGAGACGGCCUUCGUAAGACGAACGGAAACAGAACGUAACAUGGUUGCUAUGACAGUACGCCACUCUUUAACAAGCACAGCGCUUUGAGUGAGAAGGGAACAAAGUCCCUCUGGAAGGGAGUGCAUGAGGUACAUUUUAGGAGAGUUAUGAUGUAGAGAGAAAAGAAAAUAGAUUUUACAGGUGUACUUUUUGUGUAAUACUUUAUUUUAAUUAUAUAUUAAUAGAAUUAUACAUAUUAUAUACUCUGCACCCAUCUUCUGUGGUACUUCAACUUGGGAAUUAACAUUACUUGCGUUUGAACAUCAUAUUUACAGGCAAAUUGGCGUAAUUUUUUUUAGACAUUUCCGUUGAAGCAAAGAAUUGUGGGUUGUGAGAUCCCACAAAGGAUACACCUCAUGCAUCCUCCGAAUUCCCGUGAAAGAAGGUCGUAUUCGAAUGCUGCAUUCGAAGUGUCCUACUCGCUUUUCUGAUACGAGACAGCCUCGAUGACGUAUGCAGCCAACAAAUGCGACCUCCGGAGUUCCAAACGAGACACGGCCUUAAAGUGGAGAUUGACUGCGCAGGGAGGAGAAUUUAUAGUACAAUUGGACUUAAAUAUUGAUCUGUUUCUCAACCACACCAACUCAACUCAAAUCGCUUCUGGAGACAUAGAUUUAACCACUGGAGUCAUAUGGAUAACGUUUAUGCUGACUUGUGUUAUUUUUGGAGCUUCAAAAUUUUGGCACCCAUUUACUUGCAUUGUAUGGACCAAAAGAGCUGAAAUAUUCUUCUAAAAAUCUUAAUUUGUGAUCUGCUUAAGAAAAAAAUUCAUACACAUCUGGGAUGGCAUCAGGGUGAGUAAAUGAUGAGAGAAUUGUCAUUUUUGGGUGAACUAUUCCUUUAUUAUGAUUAUUAUCCUGCUCAGGAGCAAUUUAUGUCUUGUACUGUUAUUAACACAUAAAUCAUAAUGUCUUGUACUGUUAUUAACACAUAAAUCAUAAUGUCUUGUACUGUUAUUAACAUAUAAAUCAUAAUGUCUUGUACUGUUAUUUUUGUAAUUUGAAAGAUGCAAAAUUGAGAGGUGCUAUGAUUAGAGAUUAUUUGGUAUCCAAUGGUAAGUGUUUGUUAAGUAUUGUAACCUUUUAACUGCCUUUUUUGUUUUAUUUGUAACCUAUCUUCAUGUUAAUUAAUUCAGAAUGAAUCUUCGUGGAUUGCAUACGUUUACCCAAAAUGACUUGUAAACGUGAACCUAUCCUGUCUUAGCAGGAUCUGCUGAAGCUUCUUAAAGACUGUUACACAUGAAUCGAAACAUCUUUUAGGCAUCUUUAUAUGUGUUUUGUAUGGUUUUAUGACUGUGUCUUUGUCUUAUUAUGUAAUAAGAUAUAUUAAUUUUAUGAAAUCAUUAGUCACAAGAAUCUGAUGGUUUUCAGAUAUAGGAACCUCACCAGCAAGGAUAUAAAGCCAUUUACUCAA